CGGCAUCGCUAGAUAAAUUGACUAUCAACAACUACUUCGGAAGCAAGCAAAGCUAUUCAACGAAAGACCAAACACUCCCAGUUCCUUCCAUACUCAUUUCUUACUUUGAACUCGAGCUUCUUUGUCUAAAAUGAAGCUAUACAGUCUAUCCAUGUUUCUCCUAUCGACCACUGUCAUUGUGUCUGCAAGACCGGCAGUAGAAGCGCCCCAGGCUUGUAUUUCUCAAGAGGCGGAUGUCGCAGAGCCUAAUGCUGUUCACCUUCGUGUUGAGGAGAGCGAUGCCCGCGAUCCAAAUUAUUAUCUUGGUUUUUGCUCCACUAUCUAUCAGGAUUGCUCUAUAUGUGUGAACGGAGUAUUACAUCGUACCAAUUGUUAUCAUCAAAACCUGUGCACGCAUAUAAAUAACGCCUGCAACUACUCACUCCUGACGGGUAUUACCGUUUGUUCCUAGAUUGGGGCUGAAGAUAGUCCUUUAUAUGAUACUGGGGAAGGGGGAUGGGAUGUUAGGGACCUGGAUCUAUAAAGUCCUCUAAAUAUAAGUUUGCGAAAGCCAGUGGUUAUAUUUCUAUAAAAUUUAUAACUAAUACUAGUAAAUUACAUCAGCAAUGUUACUUCCAGUAAGUUACAGACGACUAGUGCAACGGUGGCUCGGCAGAUAAAUAAAUAGGGUGA
Molecule: messenger RNA, 672 nt
Organism: Aspergillus alliaceus
Lineage: Eukaryota; Fungi; Ascomycota; Eurotiomycetes; Eurotiales; Aspergillaceae
Exons: 3
Coding region: 131-451 (106 amino acids)
Source: RefSeq, a predicted model, not a curated record